UAUAACAAAAAUCGCUUCCCUUUGAUUUCCACUUCAAACGUAUCACAAAUAGUCAACAGCCUUUGACGCUCGUCUUCUCUUCUCUUCCUGAACUUACACAGCCUCUUCAAUGGCGUCCUUACAAUCCUCUUUCUCCUCAAUUUCCGCUAUCCGUUCUUGUUGCUCGUCGUCGUCUUCUUCCUUGACGCCGACCACCACCUCCCUCACCAUGUUGCCGGAGACCGACCGGAGAAGCCCCGGCGUCGGCCAGAGAUUGGCCUGCCGAGCCAUGGUCCAGCAGACCGUACAGGGUGCCCCCGCGGCCUACGCCAAGGAAAUGGAGAGGCUGUCUGCUAAAGAAUCGCUUCUUCUCGCGUUUAAAGAUGCUGGGGGUUUUGAGGCGUUAGUAUCUGGAAAGACAACUGAUAUGCACAUGAUUGACGUCAAUGAGAGAAUAACUGGGCUUGAGCGGCUCAAUCCGACACCUCGUCCAACGACGUCGCCCUUCUUAGAAGGUCGGUGGAAUUUUGAGUGGUUCGGGUCUAGAAGCCCUGGUUUAUUUGCUGCCAGAUUCAUAUUUGAGAGAUUUCCCCCGAACUUAGCUAACUUGUCAAAAAUGGAUGUAGUGAUCAAGGAUGCAUAUGCAAAUAUUACAGCAAACACGAGACUUUUGAACUCGAUAGAGUGCAGGUUUAUUCUUUCAACUAAAUUGUCUGUCGAAGGGCCACUUCGAAUGAAAGAGGAAUAUGUUGAAGGGGUUCUUGAGACUCCAAAGGUGAUUGAAGAAACAGUACCUGAUCAGCUAAAAGGUGCACUUGGUCAGGCAGCUAGCACAAUACAACAACUUCCCAUACCUGUUAGGGAUGCUUUCUCUAGUGGGCUUAAAUUUCCCCUAAGUGGAACUUUCCAGAGACUAUUUAUGAUCUCUUAUCUUGAUGACGAGAUACUUAUAAUAAGAGAUACCAGUGGAGUCCCUGAGGUCCUCACAAGGCUAGAUGCACCCUCAUCUCCCUUGGCAGAGUCCAUUACAGAGUAUGAAAGCUAAUGACUCUUUCAUGUAUGAAACUGAUUUUUCCCCCUCUUCAAUUAGAAUUCAAAUUCUCAUUUGAUCUCUCUCGUUUUCUUCCUUCCCCUUGUUAUCUUCGCCUGUAUUCUGAAUACUUGAAAAAAAAACUAAAAAAUAAGAAUGAGAAAAAUCUUCGAUACUUCAUAAAUCAUUCGA
This is a messenger RNA of Morus notabilis, 1201 nucleotides long. Its product is annotated as probable plastid-lipid-associated protein 13, chloroplastic. The transcript is spliced from 7 exons. NCBI's taxonomy places the organism in Eukaryota, Viridiplantae, Streptophyta, Magnoliopsida, Rosales, Moraceae. The record is from RefSeq and is a predicted model, not a curated record. Bases 110 to 1024 code for a protein of 304 amino acids.